UCUUUUUUUCCCCUCAGCCUGAAGGGAGAGCGACCGCGGUGAGGGGAGACAGUUAGGCUCGUCCGUCUGUCCGGCCUUUUCUCCCCUCAGCUUCGGCUUCUCCGCGGGGCGCGGGGCCGUUCUCCGCCGGCCAUGGCGAUGGACACCAGCGGCAAGGAGAAGGAGGCGCUGCAGCUGCUGGCCGAGGCGGACAAGAAAAUCCGUGGCUCCCACGGCUUCUUCUCGGGACUCUUCGGAGGUGGCUCCUCCAGGAUUGAAGAAGCAUGCGAUAUCUAUGCCAGAGCGGCUAACAUGUUCAAAAUGGCCAAGAACUGGAGUGCUGCUGGGAACGCAUUCUGCCAGGCGGCUCAGCUCCACCUCCAGUUGCAGAACAAACAUGACGCAGCUAUGAGCUUUGUGGAUGCUGGCAACGCUUUCAAAAAGGCUGAUCCUCAAGAGGCCAUUAAUUGUCUCCUCAGAGCUAUUGAGAUCUACACAGACAUGGGCCGUUUCACCAUUGCAGCCAAGCACCAUAUAACCAUAGCUGAGAUCUACGAGAGUGAGCUGGUGGACAUUGAAAAGGCAAUAGCUCAUUACGAACAAGCUGCAGAUUACUACAAAGGUGAAGAAUCAAACAGCUCCGCCAACAAAUGUUUGCUGAAAGUGGCCACCUAUGCAGCUCAGCUGGAGCAAUACCAGAAAGCUAUUGAAAUCUAUGAGCAGGUCGGGACCAGUGCCAUGGACAGUCCCUUGCUGAAAUACAGUGCAAAGGAAUACUUCUUCAAGGCAGCCCUCUGUCAUUUCUGCAUUGACAUGCUCAAUUGCAAGCUGGCUGUACAGAAGUACGAAGAAAUGUUCCCGGCUUUCUCGGAUUCCAGAGAAUGCAAACUGGUUAAGAAAUUGCUGGAUGCUCACGAGGAACAAAAUAUUGACAGUUACACUGAAUCAGUGAAGGAAUACGACUCCAUCUCUCGCCUGGACCAAUGGCUGACCACCAUGCUUCUGCGCAUCAAGAAAAACAUACAGGGUGAAGAGGAAGAUCUGCGUUAACAACAAGCGCAACAACCACCACAGUCCUCUUGCCCUCCAUCCUCUGGCCCGUUAUCUGCAGAACUCUGCCUGGAUCAGCUCUGGUGGGGGGAAAAAGAGAGGCUCUUGGCACGAAGGAAUUAGACUCAAGUGGCAAAUUCUUCAUUUUCGCUUCCUUUCUCAUCCCGCCUCUUUGCGCUGCAGUGGACAAGGCUGGGAUGCGUCACCUGUGGAUUGCUCCGGGAGAGAUGUGAAGUCCUCCAAGCCUUGCCUCGCUUCCCGAGCCAGCAUUUACAUCCUCCCCAUGGCUUCGUUGAUGGUUUAAUAUUUAAAGCAUCGUUAGUAAGUUUGGUUUUUGUUGAUGGUGUCAUUCUCUUGUCCUCGUCCCCCCCCCUUCCCCUCCCAAAAUCUUAAUGGAAACUGAUACGGGAAAAUGGCUUCUUCUUUACUGCAGAAAGAAGACCUUGUGUGAUAUUUGUGGCUUCAUCUCAUUCUCUCCCCCCACCCCCUCUCAUUUAACCAUAGCAGUUCCAAUUCCCUUUUCCAACUGGCUUUGCAAGGCUAAGGAGCCCCUUCCCUGAGUUUCGGUCAACCCUUCUCCUUCCCAAAAUAAUAUUUUAAAGGUGGACAGAAUGGCCCUGAUCUCUAAAUGAAGGAGCCGGGCUUUGCUAAGCGUCUCUCACCUGCCUUGUAUUCAAAUAAUGCAGGAAACCCCAAACCCUUCCCCCCCCCUCACAAAUGCUAGCUGUCGUCGUUGAGCUGUAUGAAAUAAUUCUGCUUCAUUCCACGUUCCUUUCUUGCAGCCUGAAUUACCUUGAAUUUAUGUGUACUAACCCAGUUUGAUCCCUUCAGAGCAGGAGCUUCCAAUCUUGGCAACUUUUAAGACUCAUGGACUUCAACUCCCAGAAUUCCCCAGCCAGCCAGAAGUCCACAAGGUCUUCAGGUUGCCAGGAUUGGACACCCCGGCUUUAGAAAUUGGGGGCAGAAGUAUGGCGUUGUAUAUCCAUGUCAAGAGCGAUAUAUAUAGGGCAUUCAGUUUCCUGCCCCCCUUUGGCAAGAGGCAGAUCAAUCUUGAAACUAUGCAGCAGGUAGCCAAAAAAAAAAACCCAACACCCCUCCUAAAAUUUGAAACUUAGAAGCUCUGUGUGCAAGCUGUCUUGAUCUCUCAUCUCGCAUGAUUCUCCUUCCUGGCUUAGUUUGAAAAGAGCAUUUCUCCAGCCUAGUGUUCUGUAUACAUCGUCAGGAAAGCUGCCCUAUUUCCCUCUCCCCCCCCCCCUUGUCUUUGCUUUAAGAGAAAGAGCUUUAUCAUGUAAUCUAGCCCCUUCAUGAAGGUUUCCCAUAUUUAAUGUUUCCUUACUCCGUUGUUGGAAGGUGGACUUCAAAUUCUGUCGCAUGUUUUCAAAAUGUCUACUGGAAAACAACUAAUAGUGAAAUAACUUGCACACAACAAACAAUAAAAAGGAAAAAAAA
Molecule: messenger RNA, 2478 nt
Organism: Thamnophis elegans (Western terrestrial garter snake)
Lineage: Eukaryota; Metazoa; Chordata; Lepidosauria; Squamata; Natricidae
Gene: NAPA
Product: NSF attachment protein alpha
Exons: 11
Coding region: 133-1029 (298 amino acids)
Biological process (GO): SNARE complex disassembly; synaptic transmission, glutamatergic; intracellular protein transport
Cellular component (GO): vacuolar membrane; synaptobrevin 2-SNAP-25-syntaxin-1a complex; terminal bouton
Molecular function (GO): syntaxin binding; soluble NSF attachment protein activity
Source: RefSeq, a predicted model, not a curated record